AUGGUCCGUGAUUUGAUACUAGCUUUUCCACAGACUAACUACUGUGCCCUCGGCUUAUCUAUAUUUGCUAUAAUUUUUCUGUCAGUUGGACGCGAUUAUGUUAAUCCAUGGGUGAAGAAGCGAUCGCCUGUGCCUUUGCCACUUGAGCUUAUUUUAGAUGCCUAUGCCGUCGUUGCCGCAUUUUGA
This is a messenger RNA of Gongylonema pulchrum, 186 nucleotides long. The record is from the annotation of a GenBank genome assembly. NCBI's taxonomy places the organism in Eukaryota, Metazoa, Nematoda, Chromadorea, Rhabditida, Gongylonematidae.